Molecule: messenger RNA, 940 nt
Organism: Nothoprocta perdicaria
Lineage: Eukaryota; Metazoa; Chordata; Aves; Tinamiformes; Tinamidae
Gene: TAF11
Product: TATA-box binding protein associated factor 11
Exons: 5
Coding region: 1-510 (169 amino acids)
Biological process (GO): RNA polymerase II preinitiation complex assembly; transcription initiation at RNA polymerase II promoter
Cellular component (GO): transcription factor TFIID complex; nucleus
Molecular function (GO): protein heterodimerization activity; transcription coactivator activity
Source: RefSeq, a predicted model, not a curated record
AUGGCUCCUGUACAGGUUGUCAUCACUCGUCUCCGCUAUCCGUACAGCGGCGAUAAGGUGCGCGGCGCCGAGGGCGAGGCGGGCGACGCCGAGGACCCGGCCCUGCAGCCCGCGGCCAAGAAGGUGAAGCUGGAGCUGAAGGAGCGGAAGGAGAAGAAGCACAAGGUGGACGAGGACGAGAUCCAGAAGAUGCAGAUACUGGUGUCGUCCUUCUCCGAAGAGCAGCUGAAUCGCUACGAGAUGUACCGCCGCUCCGCCUUCCCCAAGGCCGCCAUCAAGCGGCUGAUCCAGUCGAUCACUGGCACCUCGGUGUCUCAGAACGUGGUUAUCGCCAUGUCCGGCAUCUCCAAGGUCUUCGUUGGAGAGGUGGUGGAGGAAGCCCUGGACGUGUGUGAGAAGUGGGGAGAGCUGCCACCUCUGCAGCCCAAGCACAUGCGCGAGGCCGUGCGGAGGCUCAAGUCACGGGGACAGAUYCCCAACUCCAAAUACAAGAAAAUCAUCUUCCACUGAAGCGUCUCGAAGGCAGAAGAUAAAACGAGUGCCCGGCUGGGCACUGUAACCUCGAGAGCUGCAGCAGAGCUGUGAGCUUCAGGCCCCGCCAGCCUCUCCUGUUCCUACCUAGACUGUUCUCCAAGGACCUACAGGACAACAAACCUUGAUGCUGAAGCUGCCUCAGUUCAGCUCUGUUCUACGGACGGGACUUGUUUUUGGGUUCCAAAACGUGGCCAUCGCUACUCUUGGCUGCUAGGUCGGAGUGCUGGGGCUGAAGGCCAGUGUGGCUCUGCAGCGGGGCUGCAGUUGCGGCACGGAGGCCGUGAACAUUCUGCAGAGACUCUCAUUUCAGCAAUCCUGGCGGAGCUUCCCCAUGCCACACGGGAGCAGGAGCCGCCAGGCCUGGGCCUCAGGUCCAGCUCCUGCUCCCCAGGGGAGGGACAGAAUG